Lactuca virosa is the source of this 1308-nucleotide messenger RNA. NCBI's taxonomy places the organism in Eukaryota, Viridiplantae, Streptophyta, Magnoliopsida, Asterales, Asteraceae. The record is from the annotation of a GenBank genome assembly.
AUGAUAACAGAGUUUAAUAAAAGGAGGGUUCUCAGUUGUGGUGAGGAAGAUAGAAUCAGUAACUUGCCAGGUCACCUGAUAGACACGAUCUUAGAGCGGUUCCGGACUGAAUUUGCUGCAAGGCUAAGCGUUUUAUCGAAAAAGUGGAGGCACAGAUGGACCACAAUAAGGACACUGGUUUUUGAUAAGUAUUUCUCCAGUAAAUUUGCAACAAAUGGAUAUUUAGGUUGUAAUGGGUUUAUAAGGAUCAUAAACACAGUCUUGAUCCUUCACAAGGGUCCUAUCUUGAAAUUUCAUCUCCAUAUACCAAAUAUAUCUCUUGAUAGCUUCCAAGAAGUCGAUCAAUUCAUCGCACUCCUAUCAAGAAACGGUGUCAGGGAACUCAAGCUUACCAAUUCAAAUGAAUGUUAUAGACUUCCUUCUCAUUUGUUUUCUUGUCUAGAGUUGACAAAGUUGGAACUACAAAACUGUUUCUUUAAGCAACCACUUGAGUUUGAAGGAUUUCUCAACCUUGAAGAACUUCUUCUGGAAGAUAUUGACUUUGGGGCUAACUUGUGUGGAACUAAGAUCAACCUACCACGGCUUAAGAAGUUGAUACUCCAUACGUGCACAAAUGUUUACAAUUUCAACAUUAAGGCUACAAAACUGCAGGAUUUGACUGUCGUUGCUUGCCCUGAUGCCAUGUUGCUUCAGUUAUUGGACAGUUCAUGUCUUUUUGUGGCUUGGAUUACUUUCAAGAGACCCGUAACAAAUUUUGUACGAGUGAAAAAAAUUAAUUUGGCCACAAUGUUGAGUAACUUGCCCAGAAUUGAAUACUUUUAUAUCAACAGUCAUUUUCUUAAGUUUUUGGCUGCAGAAAAGAUUCCAAAAUUGCUUCCAUGUGCGAUUGGUAGUUUAAAGCAUCUGCGGUUGCUGGAUUUUCAACUUGGUGAUUUAGAUCUACUUCAUGGUGCUCUUUGUUUGCUUCGAAACUCACCCAAUCUUGAAAGCUUUCAUAUGUAUAUGCUGGAUGUGCAGGAGCUUCGAGUGGAUAUGAGACCAGCUAUAAAUUAUUUGGAAUCCCCAAACUGUUUGGACUGUACAUUGAAUCAAUUGCAAAAUGUUGAGAUAAUAUCUUUACAUGGAUCAAAAGCGGAACUACUUUUUAUAAAGAUUCUACUUGCUCAUUCCCCUGCUCUCGAGAAGUUUACCAUUAAACAAAGUGGAGCUGCUGAUGCUCAAAAAAGACUUGAUAUUGCAAAGUAUAUUAUGUGGUUCCCUCGAGCAUCACCCGAAGCAAAAAUAAUAUACUUGAACCCGGAGACAUAA